Drosophila hydei is the source of this 1423-nucleotide messenger RNA. Its product is annotated as fumarate hydratase, mitochondrial-like. Lineage: Eukaryota; Metazoa; Arthropoda; Insecta; Diptera; Drosophilidae. The transcript has 3 exons. Gene Ontology annotation, cellular component: mitochondrion; tricarboxylic acid cycle heteromeric enzyme complex. Gene Ontology annotation, biological process: tricarboxylic acid cycle; malate metabolic process; fumarate metabolic process. Gene Ontology annotation, molecular function: fumarate hydratase activity. The coding region runs from base 1 to 1404 and encodes 467 amino acids. The record is from RefSeq and is a predicted model, not a curated record.
AUGAGUCAGCCGAAGAGUCGCGUUGAGAGCGACACGAUCGGGCAAAUCGAGGUGCCAGCUGAUCGUUACUUUGGGGCCCAGACUAUGCGUUGUCUGAACAAUUUUCCCUGUAGCGAAAUGGCUGAACGCAUGCCGAAGCCCAUUAUCCAGGCCAUGGGCAUAUUGAAGAAGGCCGCCGCUGAGGUCAAUAAGGAGUUUGGGCUGGACAGCAAGAUCGGCACAUCUAUUUCGACUGUUUGUGAUGACAUCAUCUCGGGCAAGCUGUACGAUGAGGGUCAUUUUCCACUGCCCAUUUGGCAAACGGGAUCUGGCACAAUGACGAACAUGAAUGUCAAUGAGGUGAUUAGCAAUCGUUGCAUUGAGAAAGAUGGUGGUGAGAUGGGCUCUAAGGAUCCGGUGCAUCCCAAUGACCAUGUGAACAAGUCCCAGAGCUCGAAUGACACUUUCCCAACAGCCUUACACAUUUCAGUGGCUCUUCAGCUGGUCAAGGACCUGAAGCCAGCGAUCACUGAGCUGCGCGACGCUCUCAAGGCUAAGUCUAUGGAUUGGAAGAACAUUAUCAAAAUUGGACGCACACACACACAGGAUGCGGUGCCACUGACAUUGGGACAGGAGUUCAGCGGCUAUACACAGCAGUUAACCAAUGGGCUGGAGCGAAUCGAUGCGGUAUUGCCUCAUGUCUAUCAACUGGCUCUGGGUGGCACCGCCGUGGGCACCGGUCUCAAUACCUACAAGGGAUUCGCAGAGAAGUCCGCCAGUCGCAUUGCCCAGCUCACAUCUUUGCCAUUUGUGAGUGCUCCGAAUUUCUUUGAGGCCUUGGGCUCCAGGGAUGCCAUGGUCGAGGUGCAUGGCGCAUUGAACACCAUUGCCGUAAGCCUCAUGAAGAUUGCCAAUGAUAUACGAUUCCUGGCUUCAGGGCCGCGCUGCGGCUUGGGCGAGCUCUCUUUGCCAGAGAACGAGCCAGGAAGCUCGAUAAUGCCGGGCAAAGUAAAUCCCACUCAAUGCGAGGCGUUGACUAUGAUCUGUGCUCAGGUCAUGGGUAAUCAUGUAGCCGUCUCUGUGGGCGGCUCCAAUGGGCACUUCGAGCUGAAUGUUUUUAAGCCGUUGAUAGCGUCCAACGUCAUACGUUCGAUAAGGCUGCUAACGGAUGGCUGUAACACAUUCACCAAGAACUGCGUUGUUGGAAUGAAGCCGAACAAGGAGCGGAUUCAACAGCAUGUGAACGAGUCUCUGAUGCUGGUGACAGCACUCAAUCCUCACAUUGGCUAUGAUAAGUCAGCCAAAAUAGCCAAGGAAGCUCAUAAGAAUGGUACCUCUCUGAAGCAGGAGGCCAUCAAUGCUGGCAUCUCGGAAGAAGAUUUCGACGAAUGGGUACGCCCGGAAAACAUGCUUGGCCCCGCCUAAUAUAAUUUCAUGUACAUGU